Paralichthys olivaceus (Japanese flounder) is the source of this 716-nucleotide messenger RNA. RefSeq names its product proteasome (prosome, macropain) assembly chaperone 4 (gene psmg4). The record is from RefSeq and is a predicted model, not a curated record. Gene Ontology annotation, biological process: proteasome assembly. NCBI's taxonomy places the organism in Eukaryota, Metazoa, Chordata, Actinopteri, Pleuronectiformes, Paralichthyidae.
CUCUCUCUCUCUGCUCGUUGAUCGAUUCGUUCGGUCUGAUGAACCCGGAAGUGUGUGUGUGUGUUUCUGUGUCGCUCUUCUCGCUGAAACGUUCGAUUCCCGGUGAAACACGUGAACAUGUCUGAAGCGGUGAACGGGUCGGAGACUGUUUCUCUCCACAAUUUCUCGGAGAAGAUUCUGGAGCAGCUCGUUCACUUCCACGUGAUGAAGCUCAGCGGAGGGUUUUUCCUGUGGGUCGGUUCUGCUCCGGUUCUGUCCAACAUGGCGAUGUCGAUGAGCAGCAAGUUUGACUCGAUGCCUUUAUCCACGUUAGUCAUGGGGGACCCGUCGAACACUGCUCCAACUUCUCUGUCACUGAGAUUAGCGAAAAGAACCAACAAGCAAGUUUUUGUGAGUUACAGUCUUCCAAUGACGGACUCCAACCUCAGUCUGUUGGUGGAGAACAGGAUCAAAAAGGAGCUGGAGCUUCACCCUGAACAUUUCUGAUCCUUCACGGAACUUCUUUUAUACGAAACUGACGAUAUUCAGGAUGGAAAGAAAACACGGCAGGUCCGACUCAAUCCGAAACUAUAAUUCUGCUCCAAAACAAGAACCACACACAGUCACACCAUGUGUUCUUUUAUUGACAUAAUAAAUUAAGUGGUUCAUUAUCAAAACAUUUAGGCCUAUGGCUUUUUGUACAAAUGCAUCAUAUUAAAAAAAUAACACUUAGAAAA